Messenger RNA from Scomber japonicus (chub mackerel), 813 nucleotides. RefSeq names its product probable global transcription activator SNF2L2. Gene Ontology annotation, molecular function: protein binding. The transcript is spliced from 6 exons. Gene Ontology annotation, cellular component: RSC-type complex. Lineage: Eukaryota; Metazoa; Chordata; Actinopteri; Scombriformes; Scombridae. The record is from RefSeq and is a predicted model, not a curated record. Gene Ontology annotation, biological process: chromatin remodeling. The coding region runs from base 1 to 813 and encodes 270 amino acids.
AUGAAGAGACUAGCAGCUCGCCGCUAUGCUGGCUUGCUAAUUCUCUCCCCCACAGCUGCAGUCGAUCCUGAUAGCCAGCCUGCAGAUUGCAGUCAGCCUGAAGCAGGAGAAAACGGUUCCCUGGAGGCGAUGGAAGAGGACAUCAGUCUGAAGAAACGUAAAGGUGAUCGUCAUGGAGAAAAAGAACUCCAGGCCGGGCAGGAAACUGCCGAAAAGGUGAAAAGGAAGCGAGGACGUCCACCAGCUGAGAAACUGCCACCCAAUCCACCUGAGCUCACCAGACAACUGAACACACUGGUGGACAUGGUUAUUAACUACAAGGACGGGUUGGGUCGACAGAUCAGUAAAGGAUUUGUUCAGCUUCCCUCUAAGAAGGAGGUACCUGAGUACUACGAGCUGAUCCGAAAGCCUGUGGACUUCAGAAGGAUCAGGGAACGUGUUCGUAAUCACAAGUACAGAAGUGUGGGGGAUUUGGAAAAGGAUAUUUUCCUCCUGUGUCACAAUGCUCAGACUUAUAACCUGGAAGGAUCUCAGAUCUAUGAGGACUCAAUUGUCAUUAAGUCUGUUUUCGAGAGCGCGAGACAGAGAAUUGUUACAGACGAGGAACAGAAAGCGACGGUUACCGCCAGUCACAGCGAUAAUGGUGGUGGAGCUGAAGACCAAUUUGUACCAUCAGCAGUGAAACCAUUACCAGUCCAGCUAAAGAAGGGGAACAAGGAAGAGAGACGCAGAAAUACAAUGGCCAAGAGGCUCCACAGUGAUUUAGACAGUGAUGAGGAUCUAGAGGAAAACACUACAAAAGAUGAAGGUUGA